Messenger RNA from Ziziphus jujuba (common jujube), 1735 nucleotides. RefSeq lists its product as uncharacterized. The coding region runs from base 195 to 1616 and encodes 473 amino acids. The record is from RefSeq and is a predicted model, not a curated record. The transcript is spliced from 9 exons. Gene Ontology annotation, biological process: intracellular transport. Lineage: Eukaryota; Viridiplantae; Streptophyta; Magnoliopsida; Rosales; Rhamnaceae.
UCACAAGCGUCAUAUAGAUUAUAGAGUUUAAGAAGAAGAAGAAGAAGAAGAAGAAGAAGAAGAAGAGAAUUUUUGAAGAACCCUAUUAUUCGCUUUUUUUUUAUUUUUUUAUUUUUGGUUUUUGUUUUUUGAAAAACAAUUUAAAAGACCUGAGAAACAGAGAAAGCUCUGUCUCUGAAUCGAAACUAAUCAUCAUGAUGAAAGGGACGAAACGUUUCGCCGUAUCGGACUCCAAACCCGACACUAACGAGUCGGCCUUCCGUAAUAAGAGAAUAAUGGCAGGAUCCCCAUUUGAUGUUCACAGGGCAGAAACUUCUCAACAGCAACCAACAGCUGCACCUCAGUUGGAUUUGCAGAGAGCAGAGUCAUCUCGGCAGCAUGUGAGAGCUCUCAACACCCAAUUUGCAAGUUGGGUGCAAAAACAAUUAAAGGACCAUCCUGAUGAACUUUGGGAAGAUGGCGUGCGAGACUACCUAUCUCAUGCUUCAAACAUCAUGGAGAAAUUCACUGAUGUUGUCAACUGGCUCAAAGCCAAUGGUGGUAAAGGAGAAAAUUUUCCUGCUGCAGGAUCUCAUACUGCUGAAAAGAAAACGAAGCCUGAAACCAAGAAUAAUGAGAUAAAAUCAUUUCAGGAGAAAACUGGAUUUACUCCGAUAGCUGCUGGAAGCUCUGCAACUUCAUGGAGUUUUGGAUUAUUACCCAACAAUCACAGCUCUGGAGGAACAUUCUCCAAUAGUCAAAGCUCUGGAGGAGCAUUCUCCACUAAUCAAAGCUCCACAGGAGCAUUCUCCAAUAACCAAAGCUCUUCAGGAGCAUUUUCCAAUAAGCAAAGCUCUGCAGAAUUAUUCCCCAGUAACGAAGGCUCUGCUGGGGUAUUCCCUAAUAAUCAAAGCUCUGCUGGAAUAUUCUCCAACAGUCAAAGUUCGGUAAAAUUUGGUGGUAAUCAAAUCUUUGGGGCAUUCUCCGACAGCCAAAGAUCUAGGGUAUCAUCUGAUGUUCAAAGUUCUGGGUUAUUUCCUAACAAUAAAACCGUCCAAAGCACUGGGUUUUUCUCUAACAAUCAAACAGUUCAAAGCUCUGUGUUAUUCUCUAACAAUCAAACCCCAUUUUUGUUUGGAAAUCAAAAUUCAGGUCCCAAAAACCGUGAUGCUUCAGAUGAUGCAGAUGAUGAAAAUGAAUUGGAGCCACCUAGCAGCCCAUCAGUGAAAAAAACGGAAGAAAAGGGCGUUGUUGUCGUCCAUGAAGUCAAGUGCAAACUUUAUGUGAAGUCUAGUGAUCCUGUGGAUAAAGAUGCAUGGAAAGAUAAAGGCACGGGACGGCUUUCCAUUAAGUGCCAAGAGGGUGUCAGCAAGGGGACAAAAGAAUCCAAACCAACAAUUCUUGUUCGGAAUGACGUGGGAAAAGUGCUGCUUAAUGCUUUACUGUAUCCGGGUAUCAAGACAAAUUCACAAAAAAACUCCAUCGUUGCAAUAUUCCAUACUGCGGGUGAUGGUGAUGGCAAUGAAGGCGAAAAUAACGAUAGUGCAGUGGCACGUACGUUCUUAAUUAGGUUGAAAUCCGAGGAGGAUCGGAAUAAAUUGGCAACAGCAAUCCAAGAAUAUGCGCCUUCAUCCUGAAAGAGCAGCCAUAAGCAUCAUCUUCAUUGUAUUCUUCCUAGUUAAAGAGUGUACUGGUAGUACUAGCUAGGAUGGCGUUCAUCGACUUUAAUUUAUAGUUAUUUAUAUUUCUUUUUUCC